AUGAAGGCAGACUACUAUGAGCUUCUUGGUGUUACAAACUCUGCCGAUGAUUCGGAGCUAAAGAAAGGUUUCCGAAAGAGAGCUCUCAAGUACCAUCCUGAUAAAAAUUCCAGUGAUGAUGCUGCUAUACUGUUCAAUGAAAUACGAGUGGCGUAUGAAACUUUGACAGAUCCGCAGGAAAGAGCAUGGUAUGAUUCUCAUAAGUAUCAGGUUUUGGCCGAAGCCGAAGAUAUUAGUGGAGAUGAUGCAGAUACUGAUAAUAGUACUGUAUACUAUUCAGGAACUACUGUUCAAGAUAUAGAGAAGUACUUCAAUGACGGAAUGUAUACGAAAUUUAAUGACUCAGCGUCUGGGUUUUAUCAAAUCAUCAAUGUUCUUGUGACGAGAAUUUCGAGUGAAGAAGUUUCUUCUGGAAAGAAGCAAGGAUUACCAGGGUUCCAGUCUUUUAAAGACGAUACCACUAUGUCCAAUGCAUGCGAUGCAAGUGAGUUGAUGUAUCCAAGGUUUGGCAACUCGAGAUCUGAAUAUGGAAAUGAUGUUCGGCUGUUUUACAAGGCAUGGACAAACUUUCAAAGUAUCAAGACGUUUACCUGGUUUGAUGAGUAUAGGUACUCUACGGCACCUGAUAGAAGAACUAGACGAUUAAUGGAGAAAGAAAAUAAGAAGAGAAGACAGCAGGCUCGUAAAGAGUAUAACGAGAUCAUUCGUAAGUGGAUAUCAUAUAUUAAGCACAGAGAUCCUCGUGUGACUCCCAUUAUUCAGAGGAAGUACGAGAAAGAUAGAGUCAAAAAGCAGCAGAAGGACUUGAAAAGGCAAGCUCAAAAAGAGAGACAGCAGAGAAAGGAGGAAGAUUCAGAGUAUGUCGAACAAGAUUGGCAGACUAUUGAUGCUGAUGAAUUGGCAGAUAUAGAGCAGCAGUUGGAUAAGCUCUAUAACGAAGAGGAUAUGCUCAAUGGAGAGAAAGUUGAUGAAGAAGACUUCAAUAGAGACAUUUAUGAAUGUGUGGUCUGUGACAAGGUAUUCAAAAGUGAAGAGCAAUUAAAAGAUCAUGAAAGAUCUAAGAAGCAUAUCAAGAAAUUAAGAAGACUAAAGUGGGAGAUGAGACAGGAAGGAGUAGAGUUGGGCAUUGAUGAUAAAGGAUUUUUAGAUGAAGAGACCGAAGAGGAGCUGUUUGAUGAUGCACUAGAGGAAAUGGUUGAAGAGGAGUUGGACGAUGAAGAAUCCGUUGUUGAUGAAUCGGCACUCAAAGAUCAUUCAGCCGUUGAUGAAGGCAACAAGACCAUUAAGGAGCCUGCUAAUAUUUCUGAUAGUUUGGAGGCUGCUGUUGAUGAGAAUUUGGAUGACUUGGACAAUUCAAGCCUCUCUAGAUUACAACUAUCAGGCGACGAAGCCUCUUCUGCUGCUUCUGAAUCAAAGACAAGAGGUUCUAAUAGGUCGAAAGAUAUGAAGCUGCAAGAACUUUCUGCUAUUCUCAAUGGCACGACACUGGAAUCUGACUCAGAUGAUGACUGGUCUACGGGAAACAAGAAGAGCAGAAAGAGUAAGAGGAAAGGUAGGAGUAAGCCCAGCUCCGGUUCCAAUUCGCAUGCUCCCCCCAGUGCUGCUGAUGGUUGUGAAUCUUCUUGGGUCUGUGCUGUUUGUGGUAAGUCCUUCUUCAGUCGAAAUAAGCUUUUCCAGCAUGUUAAUGAUACAGGGCAUGUUGCUCCUCCAAGCAAAGUAAAGAAGGGAAAGAAAAAGAAUAGAAACUGA
This is a messenger RNA of Brettanomyces nanus, 1749 nucleotides long. RefSeq lists its product as uncharacterized. Gene Ontology annotation, cellular component: cytoplasm. The transcript has a single exon. The coding region runs from base 1 to 1749 and encodes 582 amino acids. The record is from RefSeq and is a predicted model, not a curated record. Lineage: Eukaryota; Fungi; Ascomycota; Pichiomycetes; Pichiales; Pichiaceae. Gene Ontology annotation, molecular function: zinc ion binding; nucleic acid binding.